UGGCAACAAGGGAAAAGGACAAGCUGGACGGGGGACAAAGACAGGGACAACCGGCGGAGAAAGGGAGGGGGGCGGGAUGGAGGAGAGGGAAGAGGAAAUCCAGAUGUUCUCGGAUGGAGAAGGACGUCCAGAAUGAGGCAGCGGAUGACUCCUUUAGAAUGUUGUUUUUAUGCGUGUUGGGAGACGGAACUUGCAAGACAGACAGAUUGACUAAUGCUGCUUUUGUGUCUCAGCCAGUGAUUCCUUCCACUUGAAGUACCCAGAAGAGACACACAAAAAUGGGAUUAUACAGGCGCAAAGUCGGUCCAAAGCACCCAGAGACCAAAGGAACAGCUUUUGUUGUCCACGGUGGGCAUGGCUUAAAUGUAGAAGCCUCUUUUUUAAACCAAAGACUAAAGGAGAGGAGGUUUUAUCAGGAGGAAGCAGCUUCUUUUGGGUAAAGACACUUUGAGGAGUCUGGAGUUUCCUUUAAAAGCUUUUCUAGGAACAUUUGAAUUUGGACAAACUGCAGGACUAUAGUCCAAAUUUGGCUGCUCGUCAAGGACCAUACACCAGUCAAAUAUCAGAGGAUUUCGAUAUCAGCGUCUCCAAGUAGCCAAAAAUCUGACUUCACCUUUCAACCACAGGUAACUCCCGAACACGGAAAAUUGUUCAGCAAAAUGCUGGAAAAGCCUCCAGGUUCUCCUUCAAUGAUGGAAGACCAGAAACAGGUUUUAAGGUUCUAAAAUGACCAGAAUCAUGUCUUGAGAACCUUGGUCACCCAUCCUUAACAUUCAAAAGGAACCAGGACCUGAGGUUGAACAUCCUCCUGCUAUCGUCGCUCCAUCCUUGAGCUCUUUUCCAUCCAUCCAGUGUCACAGCCCGGAUUGUUGUCUAUCCCAGUUGACUUCAGGCCAAAGGUGGACUACAUGCUGGACUAGUCACAACUGUGAAGAGUGCAUUCGCAUUCAAGUUGGAAUUGAUCCCACCACCGCAAAACUCAUCUAUGUGAACCACUAAAUCUUUUCCAGGAACUUUUGACCAAAAAUCUUCAAACCUGCCCGUUUCUCAUCUCUUGCGAUCAUUGGCCAAAGCUGAGUCAGCCAAUCAGACUGAUUUAUUGUUGCGAAUGGACGGCGGCUAGUGUGGGAUGAUGAGUGGGACACACCACAAAGGGCUACAUGGCUUUAGCCACGAAUGCUAACUGACGCAUCAACUUGAACCUUGUUCAUCCGGGUUCACGAUUCUCUGACAAAUUUGGACUUCUACCACUAACUGUCUCUGAAGAUCCUUGAGACGCUUCUCUGGAUGUCUUAAGGAUAUCCCCUCCAUAAACUUCCUUGAACUGAUUUUUCCCUGAUCAGGACAUUAAGUUAGUUCUCCCAGUCUGUCAGAGUUCUUCUACAUAGCUUCUAUGCAAACUAUUCUUCAAAAAAGCGACAACAACUGUAAAUCGUACUUCAUCAUUUACGAUCAUCAUCACCGGAGCAACCGGAGAGCGAGCGACAGAGCAAGAAAGAGAAAGAGAGAGAGAGAGAGAGAGAGAGGGAGUGCAGCAGCAUGGGACUCAGUUGCUUCAAAUCCUGGAAACAUGACAGAGCAGGCUUCAAAGGGAACAGAGACGUGUUGGCCAGUCCAGGCUCGUAUUUCUUCUUGUCCAACAGCGCCGGCCAGGGGGACGAGUGGCUGAAAAGCCUCAACAAGGGAGUCUGGAUCCCUUUCACAGGUGUUUUUGGUCAGCGCCUGGAGGAGACGGUGCUGUAUGAGCGACGUUACGGGAUCCGCUCGGUUCCCCUGGUGGUGGAGCAAUGUGUGACCUUCAUACGCGAGCGAGGCCUACAGGAGGUUGGCUUGUUUCGCCAGCCAGGACGGGCCAGUCUGGUGAGAGAGCUGCAGGAGGCGUAUGAUGCCGGGGAGAGGCCCUCGUUCGACAGUAACACAGACGUCCACACAGUGGCAUCACUGCUGAAACUCUACCUGCGACAGCUUCCAGAGCCUUUGAUUCCUUACAGUCACUAUCAGGACUUCCUGCUCUGCGGCACAAAGCUUUCCAAUGACCCCGUAGAGGGUUUAGAGGAAUUAAGGAAUCUUCUUCAGGAGCUGCCAGUGGCCAAUUUUAAUCUUCUGAAGUUCAUCUGCCAGUUUCUUAAUGAAGUCCAGAGUCACUCAAAAGGGAACAAGAUGAGCUGCCAGAACUUGGCCACAGUGUUUGGACCUAACAUUCUACGAGCCAAGGCUGAGGAUCUACAAAGCAUCAUGGGAGGUGCAGCACUGGUCCAGGUACUGAUGUUAGAGCUGAUCCGAGAGCAUGAGUCUCUGUUCUCUAGAGUCUCUGCACCAGUUCCUGCACAUCCUGUUGGCGGUUUUCAUGCAUCACCAAGUGCUCUGAGACAACCUCAUUUACACCAGCCGCCCUGCCUUCGUCAGAUGUCUCUGCCGCUUAUUGCAGAGCGAUGCAGAGAGUCAGGACAGAAUGCUCUGGAUGAACGCAUUACCAGCUGUAGCUCCACUGCGGCUACUGCCACAGCGAACGUAUCCUCAGGCCACAAGAGAUUCCUGGGCCACCGCUACACGUCCUCCCAUCCGGAGAACUGCUUCUACCCUGUGCCUUCCUCAAGUCAGGCCUUGCAGCAUCAACCCGACGGGAACAAUAUUGAUUACCACCAGCACCUCUCUAGUUGUGGAUCAUCUCCUGUCAAUGCCCAAAACAAGCAGCCUAGAUCAAUCCACAUGGGCCGGAUCGAGGCCUGGUCAGAUCUGGGAGACACAGUGGGUCAUCUAUGGAGUUCUGGUGCCACACAGGACACAGUGGAAGGAGUUGACAUUUCAGAAGUAGUCAGCCCAGGCAGCAGUGAUGUGCAGGAAGACAGCACUCCAUCUGUUUACGACAAUUUGAACAGAGCAUCUUUAAGUCAGAUGAUGGAGGAUAUCACUGGUGAACAUUUAAAGAACAAUGGUGAGGGAGAAUCCGGCGAAGAACCAGAGGAGGCAUGGCAGACGGUGGAUGAAUCCUCAUCGUGGUCUUCCUGUGAGAUUUUACCAUCGGACAAGAGCAGUGAUCCCGAGGUUAGUCCUGAUAUGACGUCAAAGAGGCCACCCUCAAGCCAAGCGGAAGAAAACUGCCAAGAACAGAAUAACCUUGAUAGCGACGACAGAAGCGAGGGCGACGGAGGACACCACCUAAACUCCCCAACAUCCGGCUCAAUCCUAAGCCCCAUCAGCACUGGGAGCUCAGAGGUGUUCCUCCCCUCAGGUCCUCCUCCAGACUUUCCGGGGAGUGAGCCUCAGUCGCAAUCCGGCGAUGCUCAAUCUCUCCUGGCUGAGCUUCGGCAGCAGAUGGCCCAGCAGAGGACUGAGUACCAGGCCAGGAUACAGAGGUUGGAGCGCUGCAAUGACACCCUCCAGCGGCAGGUGGCGGUACUGCGAGAGGGUCUGGAGCAACAGAAGCGCAGCCAGAGCGUGGCCGAGGUCAAGAUCCGCAACAUGGAACGGGCCAAGGCUGCCGCGGAUCGCCGGAACUCGACACUGCAGACCGAGAUGGAGUUGUUCUUUCAGAUGUAUGGGAAGAUGAAAACACGGGAGGGAUGCGAUGAUGAUGAUGGAGUGGGGCGAAGGCGAGAACGCACCUUGAAGAGCCUGUGAGAAUGGAGGGGAAAAGUGGAAUUAGUGGUUGAUGGGUUGUUCUUUCUGAAAAAUCCACCACUUUUCCCUCAACCUAGGAGCCGCGUUUUACUGUUUUAUACACUUAAGACAUAAGAGGAAGCCUUGCUCUGUUCACUUUGCAUGAAUGCGCUUUCAUAAUAAA
Messenger RNA from Dunckerocampus dactyliophorus (ringed pipefish), 3784 nucleotides. RefSeq names its product rho GTPase-activating protein 24-like. Gene Ontology annotation, biological process: activation of GTPase activity; wound healing, spreading of epidermal cells; negative regulation of ruffle assembly. Gene Ontology annotation, cellular component: focal adhesion. The transcript has 9 exons. Gene Ontology annotation, molecular function: GTPase activator activity. Lineage: Eukaryota; Metazoa; Chordata; Actinopteri; Syngnathiformes; Syngnathidae. Bases 1540 to 3621 code for a protein of 693 amino acids. The record is from RefSeq and is a predicted model, not a curated record.